Ostrinia nubilalis (European corn borer) is the source of this 2932-nucleotide messenger RNA. Its product is annotated as next to BRCA1 gene 1 protein-like. The transcript is spliced from 7 exons. Gene Ontology annotation, biological process: aggrephagy; endosome organization; mitophagy. The record is from RefSeq and is a predicted model, not a curated record. Gene Ontology annotation, molecular function: zinc ion binding; K63-linked polyubiquitin modification-dependent protein binding; protein kinase C binding. Gene Ontology annotation, cellular component: amphisome; aggresome. The coding region runs from base 104 to 1123 and encodes 339 amino acids. NCBI's taxonomy places the organism in Eukaryota, Metazoa, Arthropoda, Insecta, Lepidoptera, Crambidae.
UUUACUGUCAAAUUGCAUUCCUCUUUGUUGUUGUCGCGUUUGUUUACGAUUUUUAAUAAAUAAAAGAUAGAAAACUAUAUAAUCAUUUUCUCGGUAUCUUACAAUGGUCAACUAUUGCUGUGUAAGUGGUUGUAGUCGAAAUAGUCGUUUGAACAACCACUUGACGUACUAUACCUUUCCCAAAGAUGUAAACCGGCAGGAACAGUGGCUAAGAGCAGUAGGACGCGAGGAUCUCAUUGACAAAGGCGAACUAAAGAGUGGAUACCGGGUCUGCUCCCGCCACUUUUCACCGAACAGCAUAAAGACGCAGUCUAAAAACCUCUGUCCUGACGCAGUGCCCACUUUAUGCCUGCCUCCCAAUGAAGUUAACACAAUUGAUCCAGAACCUAUGCAGCAUGAUGACAUUGUGUGCAACAGCUGUCAUAAGCCAAUCCGUGGGUUCCGCUACAAGUGUGUCUCGUGCGAUGACUAUGAUCUAUGCCCCAAGUGUGAGUCGAUGGAGACUCACUCCAACCACUACAUGCUGAGGAUACCCAAGCCUUUAAAAUUUAUGAUUGCUGACCAACUCAUAAAAAAAUGGAAGAGAUUUUUUAAAGCAGAACAUGUGGUACCUGACUGCCAGGAUGACUGUAAAGAUGGUAUAUUGGAUGCUUAUUCUGACGAAAGUGACGAUGAUGUUCCAAUCACGAAGUACGUGAUUCGAGCGAGCCAAGACAGCGAUCUGUCAGAAGACGUCAAAUCCGAAAUACGAAACGAGAUCGCCCGCGUCAUAGCCCUGAAGAGUGCGGAGAAAAGAAAGAAGAAGGAGAAAGCAAAAGGACAGACGAAUGGCAGGAAAAGGAGUGGAGUUGAUUUGGCAAGUUCAGUCAAGAAGCCGCGGCCAUCUGACCUGGUGGAAGACCCAGUCCUACCUCCUCCGCUGCUGACGCCGACACACGAAGUUGCUUUCGCUGACGUCAACGAGAUGUGUGACGUAAAGACCGAGGUGCCUGCUGCGAUGGCUAGCACAGACACAGAAUUCGGGCAGCCAUUGAUGCACGUCAGGCUCAGCGACGACCUAACAGAGCUGAUGAUCGAAAUGGCGGGAGAACCCAAGACAGUGUACCGAUACACUGACAGCUAGCAGUAACUUUAGUUCGAGUACACAAACAGAUUUGUUGGUGCUGUCAUGCCAAAAAUACAGGGUGAACGCUUAAAAUAAAAUCAAUAGUUUGGACCAUGUAAAUAAUGAUCAAAAUUAUUUACUCUAUCCAAUAUUUUUAUCCUUCUAAUCUCGACAUUAUGGUCUAUGUAAUUUAUGUUUAUAAACUUAACUUUUUAAAUGUUUUUUUAAAUUGUAAAUUCAGUAGCACUCAAGUAGGUAUUCUAAUAAACUGUCUUUUUUGUACUAAGAAACAAAUAAAAUAGUAUUGUUAUUGUUAUAAUUUAUUUAUAAGACAGUUUAUAUUGCUUAGGAAUAUAGACGACUAAUUUUCAAAGCCAAAGUCCCUCCUGAUUACACUGCACCCUGUAUUAUUUGGCAAAUGUACCAAGUUUAUUGAUUUCUGACCCACUUUGACUCGAACAUGCUCGAACCUUGUAAUGUUCUCGCAUGUUCGUUGCAAUUCUAUUUUUAUUUAGGUAUUGUCAAACUUAUGUUGGAGUCUUUGGAUAUUUUUUACUAACAUACUAGCCGGCCUGCUUACAGAUUCGUGGUUUAUUAUUCUGUAAAUAUUUAUGUAGCUAAGUAUGUAGAAUCAUAGUAUGGAAGGGAGUAUCAGAAUAGUAAGUUUAUUGCAAUUAAAUGUGUGUGCAACGGGUCCAUAUUGGCUCACCUAAAGUUAUUUACCCGAAAUUGUUCUUCCUAACGAUUUUAAAUCCGAAUGAUCACUCUUCCUAAAAUUUUUCAUCCUAAAGUUUUCAUUCAUACUAUUUGUAGUGCUACCGGCGAUGUUCAUAACACUCAUGUUUCCGAAAAUUUUAAUUAAUAAUAUCAUUUAUGUAAAUAUAUUUAAACUCCUACUGUUUUUUAUCAUAACACUUUUAUCCCUAAACAUUACCAUAAUAUUUUCACUCAUACCAUAGAAUAAUAAUAAAUACUACGUACAGAAGUACGUUCUUCGCGAAUAAAACGUAAGGCCACAGUUCUAACCUAACCUAAACCAAUUAUAAUGAAUAGACCGAUUCGUUUCUGGAACUUGACUGAAUGACUGGAGCGGGACUCUGGCUUCGCUCGCUCGGCUCGUGCGUUGUGGUCACAGUUCUAACCUAACCUAAACCAAUAAUUAUGAAUAGGACCGAUUCGUUUCUGGAACUUGACUGAAUGACUGGAGCGGGACUCUGGCUUCGCUCGCUCGGCUCGUGCGUUGUGGUCACAGUUCUAACCUAACCUAAACCAAUAAUUAUGAAUAGGACCGAUUCGUUUCUGGAACUUGACUGAAUGACUGGAGCGGGACUCUGGCUUCGCUCGCUCGGCUGGUGCGUUGUGGUCACAGUUCUAACCUAACCUAAACCAAUAAUUAUGAAUAGGACCGAUUCGUUUCUGGAACUUGACUGAAUGACUGGACCGGGACUCAAGUAUACGUGCUAAUGCCAACAAACUUGAACUUUAAUAUAUCGUUAAAGAAAGAAAUCUAAACAAAAAAGAUAUGACUUUGAAUAAUAGUGUAAAAUAUGGUUAUGUUUAGAAAAUCUAGGAGAACAAAUAAAAGUGUAAUAGAUGUUUAUUGCUAAUGACAUUAUGAAGUUGAAUGAUUCGGAAUUAUGAACAUUAGAGACAGAGUAGUUAGGAAUUGUGAUUGUUAGGAUGAAAAAUUUUAGGAUGAACAUUUUCGGACUUCCAAUUUUCGGAGUUGAAAAUUUAGGUGAACUUUGGCGCACCCGUGUGCAACUGCAAUUUUGAAUAAUUAAGUGUAAAUAUUAUGUGAGAAGUUUAAUAAAUGUGUUGCCUAUC